AUGGAGGCCGGCCAGGAAGACCAGAGGCAGUUGCUGCUUAGUCAGCUCACCUUUUCCGGUCUCUCGCAGAACUGUUCACGCUACGCUGCGAACCCGUUCAGGCGAGAUCGCUGCACGGAGUGCGGCAAGGGCGUGCGGGACCACCGGGCGGAGGCCGUCAGCAAUGACGACAUCAUGGUCGCCAUCGCACACGCCCAGGGCGCACAAGGCGGCCACCUCAUCCUCCCCGCCGAGAACGGCUUCGGCGAGAUGCAUUUGGGAGGCUUCAUGGCGUCGGGGAAGGCCUACAUCGAGUCGCGGCGCAUCACCCACGUCAUCAACGCCGCCAAAGGGCUCGGGAGCUUCUUCGUGGGCUGGGCCAAGCAGCUGCCGGCCCUCGCGGAGCAGGGCGUCGUCUUCAUGAGGCUGGAGUGGACGGACACGCACGACCAGAAGCUGUACCGGGACCAGCCGUGGGACACGCUGACCGAGGCCGUCCUCUUCAUCGAAGACGCCCGCAAGCGCGGCGGCAACGUGGUGGUCCACUGCGCGCAGGGCAAGUCUCGCAGCACGACCGUCGUAGUCGCGUAUAUGAUGGCCAAACGGGGCAUGGGCGUGGAGGAGGCCGUCAAGUUCGUGCAAGCCAAGCGCCCUGAGGCCGACCCCAACUCCAACUUCAUCGCCCAGCUCCACGAGUUCCACAACUCGCCCGAGCUGGCCCAGCUGCGCACCCAGUUCACCCAAUAG
Messenger RNA from Acanthamoeba castellanii str. Neff, 726 nucleotides. Its product is annotated as dual specificity phosphatase, putative. The record is from RefSeq and is a predicted model, not a curated record. Gene Ontology annotation, biological process: negative regulation of MAPK cascade; protein dephosphorylation. NCBI's taxonomy places the organism in Eukaryota, Discosea, Longamoebia, Acanthamoebidae. Gene Ontology annotation, molecular function: protein tyrosine/threonine phosphatase activity; MAP kinase tyrosine/serine/threonine phosphatase activity. The transcript is spliced from 7 exons. Bases 1 to 726 code for a protein of 241 amino acids. Gene Ontology annotation, cellular component: cytoplasm.